CAGAGGUAAACUUUCAAAGGAGGAGUUUAUCGUGCAGUUGUGUUCUCUGAAGGGAUAAGAGCAGUCUUAACUGAAAGUAGCUUCUGGGGAGAUUUUGCUGAGGUGGACUUUGCCUCUACUUCAGCUUGACCAAUCAGCAAUUUGCUAUACAUUUAUUGCGGAUAGAAACGGAUCUCACAUCCAGCAGGAGCAUCAUGGCAGCCAAGGCGCCAAUGGGAGCCUUGUCAGAAUGCCUAGAGAGUUGCUCCACGAGCCAGAGCAGUGCCUGCAAGCUGGAGCCCAGCAACAGCUUAUUCGGGCAGAGAGUUUCCAUUCAUAGAAUAUGCUCUCGAAGGCGACGACCCUUCAGACCGCAGACAGAGCUGCUGGUUGCAAGGAAGGUUACAACAGCUUUGCAGGAGGUGGAUACCAUCCAUAGACCAAGAUACAAUGCACGUCCAUUGAUAUCGCCGGCCGGCAGGACAGAGAAUGAUAAUGAGGUCCUCAUAGAGCUCAAAGACGUCCACAAGUCCUUUGGGAACAAAAAGAUCCUGCAGGGUGUGAACAUCAAGAUCAGGCGAGGCGAAACAGUGGGCAUCAUAGGCGGCUCUGGAACAGGGAAGUCAACAACAUUGCGGUUGAUGGCGGGUCUUCUGGCUCCCGAUGCGGGGGAGGUGCAAAUACUGGGUCAGGCCAGGAAGGGCCUGCUGGCAGAUGACCCAGAGCUGGCAGAGAGGCUCAAAGUGGGCAUGGUGUUCCAGAACGGGGCUCUGUUUGACUCCUUGACAGUGGGCGAGAAUGUGGGCUUCCUGCUUUACGAGCACACGUCCCUGCCACAUGACCGCAUCGAGGCGAUUGUGGCAGAGAGUCUGUCGGCCGUGGGCCUGAGCGGAGUGGAGCGGCUGCUGCCAUCCGAGCUCAGCGGCGGCAUGCGCAAGCGCGUGGCACUCGCUCGCGCAAUCGUGCGCGACGACGUUGUGAUGUAUGAUGAGCCGACAGCUGGGCUGGACCCGGUGGCGUCCACGGUGGUGGAGGAUCUCAUACGCUCCAUGCAUGCCAGCCCCACCAGCAACGGGGCCGGCCCCCGCAGCGGCAUCACCUCUUACAUUGUGGUGACUCACCAGCACUCCACCAUCCGCCGCGCCGUCGACCGCAUCAUCUUUCUGCACGAGGGCAAGGUGGUGUGGGAGGGGCCUGUGGAGGAAUUUGAUUCCACCGAUGAGCCCAUCGUGCGGCAGUUUGCCUCUGGCAGCCUGACAGGACCCAUCAAGUAUGAGUAGGCUCCCCAGGGGAGGGGAGUUGAUCUGCAUCGAGAAGGAUUACCAUCGUCAGCCUGGAGCAAAAUUUUGGCAGUAGUGUUUCAUCUUCGGUGUCCGGUUGGUUGCCGGUUAUAUCUAUCCAAAAUUGCGGACCUUGGCGUUGACAGGACCAGCUGUUUUGCGUUUAGCUGGAAUCUCGGUGCUGUAGAGUAGUGCCAGAUCUUAUUGAUGUGUGCUGCAUAGUGGUGCCUGCUCUGUUGAUGCAGCUCAAUUUUUUCUUGAGAUAUCUGUGAUGCAAUUUUCGACAGCAGCUGGCCUGCAUGCAAACGUCAUGCACAGCUUGAUUGGAAAUAUUCAAUUUUUUUCACAAUGAUGUCAAUGUUGACAGGAUUCCAUCAAGGUCUCGGGAUGCGGCUUUUGCUGAAAUCGGUGCUCCGGUGCACCGGUGCCGCACUCGGUGUUACAUGUGUAACUUACAUGAUGUUGUUUACAUGAUGUGUAAGUUAUUGAACAU
Molecule: messenger RNA, 1752 nt
Organism: Coccomyxa subellipsoidea C-169
Lineage: Eukaryota; Viridiplantae; Chlorophyta; Trebouxiophyceae; Coccomyxaceae
Product: P-loop containing nucleoside triphosphate hydrolase protein
Exons: 6
Coding region: 195-1259 (354 amino acids)
Molecular function (GO): ATP hydrolysis activity; ATP binding
Source: RefSeq, a predicted model, not a curated record